AUGAAUUCUGACGACGGAAGUGAAUUCACCAAAUAUCGUGUAUUUGCCUCAUUGCCUCAGACCAAGCGAGGAUUCCCCACCGUGCUUGGAUCUAGUCCAAAAGGCGACAAAAUCACGUACUGUAACGGGAACUCGGUCUUCAUCGUGAACAUUGAGAACGUCACAGACGUUGACAUCUACACCGAACAUCCAGUGCCAACAACCGUAGCAAAAAUGAGCCCUUCCGGCUUUUACAUCGCUUCUGGAGACACCGCCGGCAAUAUCCGGAUCUGGGACACAACGCAGGCCACCCACAUUUUGAAAGCCACAUAUCAGGUGUUCUCCGGUAGCGUCCGAGACAUCGCAUGGAACGAUGACAGUAAACGAGUGGCUGUCGUCGGAGAAGGGCGCGAGAGAUUCGGCCAUGUGUUCUUGUUUGAAACUGGUACGUCCAAUGGUAAUUUGUCUGGACAGUCUCGUCCCAUGAACAGCAUCGAUUUCCGUCCAGCGAGACCUUACCGGCUUAUUAGCGGCUCCGAGGAUAACACUGUGGCAAUUUUCGAGGGUCCACCUUUCAAAUUCAAAACGACAUUUCAUGAACAUUCUCGUUUCGUUCACGCUACUAAGUACAGUCCUACUGGAUCCCUCUUUGCUAGUGCUAGUGCGGAUGGUAAGGUGAUACUUUUCGAAGGCUGUGAAGGUGAAAAGGUUGCAGAGCUCGUAGAUACUUCGCUACAGACUGCUGUUGCUCAUUCCGGGAGUGUGUUCGGGUUAGCGUGGUCACCUUGUGGUAAGAAAGUGGCUACAGCUUCGGGUGACAAAACUGUGAAGAUAUGGAACGUGUACGAGAAAGUUCUGGAGAAAACAAUACACUUUGGUGACGCCGUUGAAGACCAGCAAGUCGGUAUUGUGUGGGGACCCAAAGUCCUUGUAUCGGUGUCUCUCGCUGGGUUUCUCAAUUUCAUUGAUCCGGUUGGCCGUAUUGAUAAGGUUCUUCAUGGUCAUAAUAAAGGAAUUACUUCUCUGGCACUCAGUAAAUGCAAACAAUGGCUAUUCACAUCUGAUUUUGAAGGACAUAUCACGCAGUGGAGUGUAAGUGACGGAGCAUCGAAGAGGAUUUCUCCAAUGCUCCAUAAAUCACAGAUCGUUGGGAUGUCAUUUUUGAAAGAUUUGUUGAUUAGUUGUGCUUGGGAUGACACUAUCUGUUUCACAAAGUACUUUCCCGAUUCGACAGAUUCGAUAAAUUCAACAUCUGUGAACUUGCCGUCGCAGCCUCUCGGUCUUGCAUCUGCUGAAGAUGGCGGGCUUACUGUUGUCGCUUGCGACAAAAAUGUCUUACUUUUUAAGGACGGACAACUAUCGACCGAUCUCAGCGUUUCUUUUAAUCCAUCCUGCAUUGCAAUAUCCACCGGUGCGAUCGCUGUGGGUUGUCGGGAUUCUAAAGUGCGUGUGUAUUCGCUGUCUGACAUCAAACUAAGGGAAGUGAAAAUUUUGUCUCACUCAUCAUCGAUCACAAGUGUUGCUUUCUCACCCAACGGGGAGUAUCUGGUUGCUACUGACAGCGGCCGUAAGGUUAUUCCCUACUCGGUGAAAGAUACCUACAAGAUUGUUGCUGAGAAGGAGUGGACUUUCCACACCGCUAAAGUCAACUGCAUUGCAUGGAGCUCCAAUAAUCGACAUGUAGCGACAGGAGGACUGGACACUAAUAUUAUUGUGUGGGAUUUGCUGCGCAGUGGAGAGCACCCUAUAAUUAUUCGAGGCCUGAAAGUGUUGUUUUAUGUGCAUUUUGUACCAACAUAUAUUGAUGUCACAUCUGCUGGCCUUUCUACUGUUGUUAGUUCGGAAUGA
Molecule: messenger RNA, 1827 nt
Organism: Necator americanus (New World hookworm)
Lineage: Eukaryota; Metazoa; Nematoda; Chromadorea; Rhabditida; Ancylostomatidae
Exons: 18
Coding region: 1-1827 (608 amino acids)
Biological process (GO): sarcomere organization; locomotion; actin filament depolymerization
Cellular component (GO): cortical actin cytoskeleton
Molecular function (GO): actin filament binding
Source: RefSeq, a predicted model, not a curated record